Sparassis crispa is the source of this 699-nucleotide messenger RNA. Its product is annotated as Thymidylate kinase. Gene Ontology annotation, molecular function: dTMP kinase activity; ATP binding. Gene Ontology annotation, cellular component: nucleus; cytosol; cytoplasm. Gene Ontology annotation, biological process: dTTP biosynthetic process; dTDP biosynthetic process; dUDP biosynthetic process. The coding region runs from base 1 to 699 and encodes 232 amino acids. The record is from RefSeq and is a predicted model, not a curated record. The transcript has 3 exons. Lineage: Eukaryota; Fungi; Basidiomycota; Agaricomycetes; Polyporales; Sparassidaceae.
AUGUCGGAACGCCAGAGACGCGACACAUUCAUCGCGAUAGAGGGCCUCGACAGGUCAGGCAAGAGCACACAGACUGUUUUACUUGCCGAGCGGUUACAACGCACAGGUGUUGACACUAAGCUCAUAAAAUUUCCUGACCGUUCGACUCCCAUCGGGAAAAUGAUCGACGCAUAUCUUCGCUCGCAGGCCGAGCUCGAUGACUACGCAAUCCACUUACUCUUCUCCGCGAAUCGCUGGGAGCUUGCAUCUUCCAUUGAAAAUGCACUGUGCGCGGGCACGACCGUCAUAUGUGACCGUUUUGCCUUCUCUGGAAUCGCGUUUUCUGCGGCGAAGGCGCGCGAGGGGCUCUCAUACGAGUGGUGCCGUGCUUCAGACGUAUAUCUUCCUGCCCCAGACGCCACACUCUUCCUCAAUGUCUCCCCUGCAGCCGCAGCGGCGCGCGGCGGGUACGGGAAGGAACGCUACGAAACGGAGGACGUGCAGGCGCAGGUGUGCGCAGUGUUCGAUCGCAUCGGCGCGGAGGUCAAGGAAGCAGAAGGGACGUGGAUCACCGUUGAUGCGGAUGCAUCAACGGAGGAGGUUGCGCAAGCAGUCUGGGAAUUUGUGAAACCAUUUUCUUAUGGAACAGAACUGCCUCUGCGUAGACUAUGGGACCAUUUGCAGGAGGAUAAACGGCGAAACCCGGAGUUGUACUUAUAA